This is a messenger RNA of Helobdella robusta, 3768 nucleotides long. RefSeq lists its product as hypothetical. NCBI's taxonomy places the organism in Eukaryota, Metazoa, Annelida, Clitellata, Rhynchobdellida, Glossiphoniidae. Gene Ontology annotation, cellular component: nucleus. Gene Ontology annotation, molecular function: histone demethylase activity. The record is from RefSeq and is a predicted model, not a curated record. Gene Ontology annotation, biological process: chromatin remodeling. The transcript has 20 exons. Bases 1 to 3768 code for a protein of 1255 amino acids.
AUGAAAAUUGAUGAUAUUGUCACUAUUUCUGAUCCGGGCAAAGAAGAAUUUAGUGACUUUUCAAAUUUUCUAAAUGGUAUAACUCAAGAUGGAAAAAUUUGCAUUAUUCAUCCACCAAAGGAAUGGCGGCCGACGUUUGUUAUCAAUGGCUUUGAAAAUUUAUUCUCUAAAAAUAACUUUGAUAAGAAUUGCAGAGUUUGGAACAUCUAUGAUUAUGGUAUCAUGGCUGAUGAUUUUAAAAGAGAUUUCUUUGAAAAACCAGUUGAUAAAGUUCCCGAAGAUGCCGUGGAGACUGAAUUUUGGAAUUUGAUGCAUAGAAACAGAAGACUGAUGUGCAGUGAUCAUACUGGAAAUUCGAUGAUUUCAAACCAAGCUGGUGCCCACAAAAAGAAAUCCAAAAUAACAACCAUCAACAUGGUUGGACUGAGUGGAUUCCCUACUGAUUCAUGCAAAGAUUUGUAUGAACAAGACAAAAUGUAUUUGAAUAGCCCAUGGAAUCUUAGUAACACAAAAGAUCAUUGCCUCUUGAAAUACAUAUCAUCAAGUAGUUUCUCAAAAGGCCUUAUUGAAAGCAGUCUGCAGAUGUGCUUCUCUCACAGACCAUGGACCAGAAAUGAAAUAAAUGCUUGGACCCUACAUUAUCUACAUUGGGGUGAUAGCAGGACUUGGUAUUGUGCCAUAUUUGAUGAAGCAGCUGAUUCUGAUCAAGGUCGUGGUGGUGAGAAGAUGAAAGACUUGAUUGGUGUAGCAGGUGGUUGCACUUGUCCUCUUAUCGAUGACAUCACUGCACUGCAAAAUGUCAAGACGGUCAAAUUUUUCCAAAGAGCAGGAGAAUAUGUUUUUAUCCCACCGCAUGUUCACACAUUCAGCAUAUCUCAUGGCUUCAACUUUUCAGAAAGUUCUCUCUACUUGCCUGACAACUGGAUUCAGCAAACUUUCAAGUUGUAUGAGGAGCAGUUGUUGGAUGGUUGCACGUUUAAAGAGGCAAUCCCAUUUUCAUUUGAGGAAAUGUUGGUGAGGAUGGCUAACCAGCAACAGAUGUUGACGUCAACAAAUGUUGAAACAGUUUACAACAUUUUGUCGAGAAUUAUUGACAACCACUUGAAAUACUGUGAUGAGGCUCAAAAUACAGGCUUGCCAAUAAAAAUAGUUCAUAAGAACAUUGAGCUUGUUAAUGAAAACGUUAGGAGGUGCUUCGUUUGUGGUUCCGUGGCAUUUCUUGCUGUUGUCAAAUGCAAUGUAUGUAAAAAAGUUACUUGCUUAAAACAUUUUACAACAAAAAAUGAUCACGAGACAUGCCAACAACAACAACGAAAGCAGAAAGAGCAUCAUCAACUUCAACGACAUGAACAACAACAACAGUUACAUGGACAGCCUCACCAACGUGAUGACUUGCAAGACAUACAACCCUUUAUAACAUCGUACCUCAAAUAUACACCUGUACAACUUGCCAGCAUACUUAAUGCAUUGAAGGAGAGAGUUGAGAGCCACAAGAAAUGGUUGCAAACAGCUGACCAGUUGCUUCACAGUGUUACAAAUAUAAAAAUCUUUUCCAGUUAUGCUGAACUUAUUGCAUUUAAAAACAAGUAUUACGAAUUGAAUAUAAAGAACGAUGUGUUGGUAAUGGGUGUUAAAAUUCUUAUAAACUCGGUGAAGAAGCUGGUAAAAAAUGCAAACAGUGCUCUUCUUGGUGGUUGUCCUAAGUUGAGUCUGGAUGGUUUGAAAACGUUAUACAAUGAUUUGAUCAACAGUCCAUGUCAGUUGGAAGUGACUGACAAAAUCAGGAAGAACAUCGAAAUUGUGGAGGAUUUCAAUGCAGCCAUGGACCAAUUAUUAUCUUCAUCUUCGUUGCCAUUAACAAUGUUACCAGCAAAUAAAACAUUCGAAACAAAAUCAACACCGACGACCCUGAAGAGAAAGUUUUUAUUUAACAGAAGUGAUUUGAAUUAUUUGAUGGAUGUUUCAAAAAGUUUACUGGUUGAACAUUCAUAUUCAGAUAUUUUGAAUAAGAUGUACGAGCAGGUGCUUUGGAUUGAAGGGUCUGAAAAUGUUAUUAAAAGUCUGUCACUUUCUGAGUCAGCAUUAUCAUCAUCAUCAUCAUCGUCGUCGUCCUCCACACUAUCAGCAUUCUUAUCGUUAACAUCAUCGAGACACUGGAUCGAUAAUAAUGAUCUGAAACAAGUAAAAAGUCUCAUAAGAGAAGGGUUAAGACCGAACUUGGGUUUGAAAGAAAUGAAAGAAUUAUUGAAACUAGCAGAAGAUCAUCCAUCCGAAGUGAAGUCGGACAAGUUGAUAAAGUGGAAGAAUAAAAUUUCAAUGGCUGAACAAUGGGAGCAAGAAUUCGAACAACUUUUGAGCAACGACAACUCACCAUACCUGCAUGACAUGCAGCAACACCUGGAAAAGAGCGCAGAAUUGCCUGUCUCCUCAGAAAUCCUCACUCAAUUGGAAAAUGAUAUCUGCAAAGCUGUUGAUUGGUUGAAGAAGGCGGAAGAUUUGUUUGUUGUGCAGAGAGGUGAUGCUGAUCAAAUUGCUUUUGUCGAUGCUAGCUUCAUCGGUGGUUGCAAAAGUGGAAGCAGUUUAUUUGAGACAAAAUGCAUAAGAGAGGCAGAAAGAAAAGAGCUUGAGGACAUGCUCGUUCUGAGAACAGUGAACAAACUGAAGUGGAUUUCAAAUGAUUCAUUGUACUGUUUCUGCAAACAACCAUUAUCCCUAGAUAUGAUACAAUGCUUUUUGUGCUGCAAUUAUUUUCAUAUAUCCUGCCAACAAAAUAAUCAAAUUGCAUCAACUAUAUCUUCAAAUGCUGUCACAACAAAUAAACGUGAAGCAGUUGAAACUUCUGCACAACCGACUUCAGUUUAUUCAAGCAGUUCAACUUCUAACACGGUUUUUCAAUCGAGAUACUACUGCAUCAACUGCUGCCAUUCUAAGAGACCGGCCCUGGAUGACGUGUACCAGCUAUUAGUCAUCCUGCUGCUUGUUCCACUUCGAAUAAUUGAAGGUCAGUUGUUGGAGAUGUUGGUUGACCGAGUUAGCUCGUGGAUGAAUCGUUUGAAGGAAUAUUUGCAGUCAGAUGAGUGCAGGCCCGCCAUAUCUCAUCUGCUCUCUUUUGAAGAGACCAUCACUCAAUUGGAAAGGUGCGAGCUCUUUGUGAAAGAUGCGGAUAUCCAGAGAGUGUGCCGGCUAAAGAAUUUCAUUGAGAGCAGCAGUCCAGCGUUUGAAAGAUUGGACAAAUUUGUCGUGGAGGGCGAGCUGCUGGAAGUUUCAACAGAUGAACAUGAUUAUGUCUGGAGAUUCAUGUCUCUCUACUACCGAUCCAAAAAACUAAUUGACGAUUUUGUAAAGUGCGCAGAACAAGCAAAGAGAUUGAAGUCAAUCGACCAGUCUGUUGAAGAUGAAAAUUUUGGCACAAAAAUACCAACACAGACGGACGGGCUAAUCAUUACAUCAGCUGCAAAAGCGCCAGACAUCAAACCAUCUGGUCAACAUAAGAGAGAUGCUAAUAUAGAAACAUCUAGUAACAGCACAACUAAAAAAUGUAAAUUAACGUUAAAAGAUUACAAAGCAAACAGUUGUAAUGAUGAUUUAGAAUUGGCUUCUAACAACGAUUAUGAUAAAGACGAUGAUGAGAUGGUGAAAGAGGAGGAGGAGGAUGAAGAGGAAGACCAGGACAUAAUGUCGGAGUGUGAUGAAAGUAAUGAUAGCAGUCAUGAGGAUUGUUCAGUUGGGAGCUGUUUAAGACCAUUAGGUUUAAUUAAAAACAUUUAA